AUGGCGCCGCAACGGACGCGCGUUCUACGGUGCUGCAGCUGUCGUCUCUUCCAGGCGCACCAGGUGAAAAAGAGUCUCAAGUGGACAUGCAAAGCUUGUGGUGAGAAGCAGUCCUUUUUGCGGGCUUACGGUGAGGGCUCUGGUGCUGACUGUAGACUUCAUGUCCAAAAAUUAAAUCUGCUGCAGGGACAGGUUUCAGAGACGUUAUUCAGGUCUCUGGAAGAACCUGUAAACACCAGUGAAGAAAAACAUGUGGGUUAUCAGCAGAAUGAAAACAUGAGUCUGCAGGAACGAUCACAGCCCACAGAGAGCCGCUGGCUGAAGUAUCUGGAAAAGGGUUCCAAAGAACUGGAGCUGGAAGAAGGAGUUGUGUAUUCCAACAAACAGCCCUCAUCCAAAUCAAAGAAGUCAGACCCUCCCUUCAGUAACAACCUCCUUAGAAAAAGGAAAUGGAGCCUACACCCAGUCCAGCCUCCACACAGCCCUGAUGCCAAGGACUCAGGAAGCAAAGUUGACUCUGAGGUCACCUGGCAGCCCCAGAGCUACACUGACCUGACAGGGAAAGUCAAACAAGGAAGCUGCCUCCAGAACUCAGAGAAUUGGACUUCCAGUGAGUUUACUGUUUCUCAGUGGAAACCACCCAGGUCUGCCCAGCAGGCUAAGGUUGUAUCUUCUAAAUGGGAACGAUUUCUUCUGUCGCCUGGAGAGAGCUCCCGUGUGGAAAAAGAGCCUCUGAGCCCACUGCAGACAGGCCCCAGCUCAGCUGGUCCAGCACAAUCUGAGUCCUGGACCCACAGCCUGAAGGAAGGCAGCCCCACCACGCAUCCUGAUGUUCUCCAGCCUCCGUGGGCCCCACCCUCUUCUACAUCUGGGGCCAGGAGGCCCUGUGAAAAGACUGUGGAGAAGCCAUGGGUCUCAAGGACUUUUCAGGUAGAAGGUGGGCCCCUGGUCAAAGUGGAACAGCAACCCCCACCUGUGCUACUGUGUGACCUCUUUAAAACUGGUGAGGACUUUGACGAUGACCUGUGA
Molecule: messenger RNA, 1029 nt
Organism: Chrysochloris asiatica (Cape golden mole)
Lineage: Eukaryota; Metazoa; Chordata; Mammalia; Afrosoricida; Chrysochloridae
Gene: MRNIP
Product: chromosome unknown open reading frame, human C5orf45
Exons: 7
Coding region: 1-1029 (342 amino acids)
Biological process (GO): mitotic G2 DNA damage checkpoint signaling
Cellular component (GO): nucleus
Molecular function (GO): chromatin binding
Source: RefSeq, a predicted model, not a curated record